GUUAGGGGCGCGGCCCCGGGACCCCGCCCCGCCGAGGACUCUCGGGAGCGCGGGCCGCGGGCUCACUUCGCCGACACACCGACAGCCGGGAGCGCAGCGGUCUCCUGCAGGCGCCGCGGGUCGGGAGCGCGGUCUCAGCUGCUGCGGCAGAGUCGAGUUUCCAGGGGCUUGAGGAGAACCCGCCAGGAACCGAAGAUGCCGAAACCAAUCAACGUCCGAGUUACCACCAUGGAUGCGGAGCUGGAGUUUGCCAUCCAGCCAAAUACAACAGGAAAACAGCUUUUUGAUCAGGUGGUCAAGACCAUCGGCCUUAGGGAAGUGUGGUACUUUGGCCUCCAGUAUGUGGAUAAUAAAGGAUUUCCUACCUGGUUGAAACUAGAUAAAAAGGUGUCUGCACAGGAGGUCAGAAAGGAGAAUCCUCUCCAAUUCAAGUUCCGGGCAAAGUUCUACCCCGAAGAUGUGUCUGAGGAGCUCAUCCAGGACAUCACACAGAAGCUUUUCUUCCUCCAAGUGAAGGAGGGAAUUCUCAGUGAUGAGAUUUACUGCCCUCCUGAGACCGCAGUGCUCCUGGGCUCCUAUGCUGUGCAAGCCAAGUUCGGAGACUAUAACAAAGAAACGCACAAGUCUGGGUACCUCAGCUCUGAGCGGCUGAUCCCCCAAAGAGUCAUGGACCAGCACAAGCUCACCAGGGACCAGUGGGAGGACCGGAUCCAGGUGUGGCACGCGGAGCACCGCGGGAUGCUCAAAGACAGUGCCAUGUUGGAGUAUCUGAAGAUUGCCCAGGACCUGGAAAUGUAUGGGAUCAAUUACUUUGAGAUCAAAAACAAGAAGGGAACAGACCUUUGGCUUGGAGUUGAUGCCCUCGGACUGAAUAUUUAUGAGAAAGAUGAUAAGUUGACCCCAAAGAUUGGCUUUCCAUGGAGUGAAAUCAGGAACAUCUCUUUCAAUGACAAAAAGUUUGUCAUUAAGCCCAUCGACAAGAAGGCUCCCGACUUCGUGUUCUAUGCCCCCCGCCUGCGAAUUAACAAGCGGAUCCUGCAGCUGUGCAUGGGCAAUCACGAGCUGUACAUGCGCCGCAGGAAGCCCGACACCAUCGAGGUGCAACAGAUGAAGGCUCAGGCGCGGGAGGAGAAGCACCAGAAGCAGCUGGAGCGGCAGCAGCUGGAAACCGAGAAGAAGAGGAGAGAAACCGUGGAGAGAGAGAAGGAGCAGAUGAUGCGGGAGAAGGAGGAGCUGAUGCUCAGGCUGCAGGACUUCGAGCAGAAAACCAAGAAGGCAGAGAAAGAACUCUCGGACCAGAUUCAGAGAGCCCUGCAGCUGGAGGAGGAGAGGAAGCGUGCACAGGAGGAGGCAGAGCGCCUGGAGGCUGACCGCGUGGCUGCUCUGCGGGCCAAGGAGGAGCUGGAGCGGCAGGCGGCGGAUCAGAUAAAGAGCCAGGAGCAGCUGGCCGCGGAGCUGGCCGAGUACACUGCCAAGAUCGCGCUCCUGGAGGAGGCCCGGCGGCGCAAGGAGGACGAGGUGGAGGAGUGGCAGCACAGGGCCAAAGAAGCCCAGGAUGACUUGGUGAAGACCAAGGAGGAGCUGCACCUGGUGAUGACCGCCCCCCCGCCCCCGCCCCCCCCUGUCUACGAGCCGGUGAGCUACCACGUCCAGGACAGCCUGCAGGACGAGGGCGCAGAGCACACGGGCUACAGCGCCGAGCUCUCGAGCGAGGGCAUCUUGGACGACCGCAACGAGGAGAAGCGCAUCACCGAGGCCGAGAAGAACGAGCGGGUGCAGCGGCAGCUGAUGACCCUGACCAACGAGCUGUCCCAGGCCAGGGACGAGAACAAGAGGACCCACAACGACAUCAUCCACAACGAGAACAUGAGGCAAGGCCGGGACAAGUACAAGACGCUGCGUCAGAUCCGGCAGGGCAACACCAAGCAGCGGAUCGACGAGUUCGAGGCCAUGUGA
Molecule: messenger RNA, 1956 nt
Organism: Prionailurus viverrinus (fishing cat)
Lineage: Eukaryota; Metazoa; Chordata; Mammalia; Carnivora; Felidae
Gene: EZR
Product: ezrin
Exons: 14
Coding region: 196-1956 (586 amino acids)
Biological process (GO): regulation of organelle assembly; positive regulation of early endosome to late endosome transport; regulation of cell shape
Cellular component (GO): microvillus; plasma membrane; filopodium
Molecular function (GO): cell adhesion molecule binding; actin binding
Source: RefSeq, a predicted model, not a curated record